AUCACAAACCCCUUUACUUCACUCAAAAUGAGGCCUAAAACACAUCCUAUGCACCAAUUUCUCAACCUCAAAACCCUAAUUUUAGCUCUUUUUCUUUCAUUGUUCUUCAUUUUCUUCAUGAAAUCUACCAUUUUUGAUUCAUCCACACAAAACCCAUCUCCAAAGUUUCAAUCUUUUUCACCACAAGCUCCAAAAAAUUGCACCCAUUGCAACAAAAUCCCUCGCUCUUUAUCCCAUGCCCUAAUCCAUUACGCCACCUCCUCCAUAACCCCACAACAAACCCUAAAAGAAAUCACGGUGGCAGCCUCGGUCCUCGCCGUUCGGUCACCGUGCAACUUCCUCGUCUUUGGUCUCGGUCACGACAGCCUUAUGUGGGCUACGUUAAACCAUGGUGGCCGGACGUUAUUCCUCGAAGAAGACGAAUCAUGGAUUCAACAAAUACAUCGUCGUUUUCCGAUGUUGGAAUCUCGACAUGCUUGCUAUGAUAGCAAGGUCCAACAGGCUGAUAGUUUGAUGGAUGUCGGAAAAGGAUUGGAGUGUAGGGCGGUUGGUGACCCGAAAUACUCUGUGUGUCAACUAGCACAAAAGGGUCUCCCAGAAGAAGUGUACGACGUGAAGUGGGAUUUGAUUAUGGUGGAUGCACCGACUGGUUACUACGACGAUGCGCCGGGGAGGAUGACGGCGAUCUAUACGGCGGGGAUGAUGGCGAGGAAUAGGGAAGAAGGAGGAAUUACAGAUGUAUUUGUACAUGAUGUGAAUCGGGAAGUGGAAGAUAAGUUUUCAAUGGAGUUUUUGUGUGAAGGUUAUAUGGUGAAACAAGAAGGAAGAUUGAGGCAUUUUAGAAUUCCUUCUCAUAGGGAUGAAUUAGAUAAACCCUUUUGCCCAUUUUAAUCUCGAGAAUAUUAUGUAGGUCAGAUCACGAGCAAUUUGUCCAUUUUAAUCUCGAGAAUAUUAUGUGGGUCAGGUCACGAGCAAUUCUUAUGAGAUGUGUAACGAUUGUGUUCUAA
This is a messenger RNA of Cucurbita moschata (crookneck pumpkin), 1007 nucleotides long. Its product is annotated as glucuronoxylan 4-O-methyltransferase 1-like. Lineage: Eukaryota; Viridiplantae; Streptophyta; Magnoliopsida; Cucurbitales; Cucurbitaceae. The record is from RefSeq and is a predicted model, not a curated record. Gene Ontology annotation, biological process: xylan biosynthetic process. Bases 28 to 891 code for a protein of 287 amino acids. The transcript has a single exon.